UCCCGCUUAGGCAGCAGCAGCAUCACUUCCGGGUUCGGUUCCUCCAGACGGGUUCUUGCAGCAUGUCCGCGGCCCCGGUGUCGUCCCUGCACGCGCAGCUCGCGGCCGUGAUGGAGGUUCUGGCCAACGCGGCGGUGGCGGAGAUCUGCGCGCUGGUGGACGGGGGGCUGGCGGCGCUGCGGCGCGAGAACGAGGCGCUGCGGAGACAAGUCCGGCUGGCCGAGACCCGGGCCGGGCACCCCGGGCCGCGCAUGCGCGUCCGCCUGCACCCGGGACCCGGACCCAGACCCAGACCGGGACCAGGACCCGGCUCUGGCACCGGGACCGGGACCAGGGUCCCGACAGGUGAGCGGGACCGCGUCACAAAAAGACAAGCGGCGCCGACCCGGGCGUCCAGGCAGGAGCCGCUCCGCUGCAGAGACCCCAGUCCUCCGACGUCGGAGUCGGACCGGGAGCCCAGUCCGCCGAUGGCCACGGCCUUCGAGACCACCGUGGUGAUCAAGGUGGAGGACGACGAGCCCUGGUUGCAGGCGGAGGAGAGUUUCUGCCGCGUUGCCGAUGGACAGAUGUCAGAGACGAAGGCGUCGCCGCCCCUCGGCCAACAGGACGCCGCCAGCGACGACCACGAUGAUGGCGGAGGCGGCGUCUCGUCCCAGUCCUGGAUGAGCGGCGAGGUCAGCUCCACCUCCACCCACAGCGUCCUGGCCGGCGGUCUGAAGCCCGAGCCCGGCGGCUACGAGUGUCCGGUGCUGGAGCUGGAGGCCGGCCCCCGGGGCCCCCAGGUCUCCCUGGUAACGGAGGCCAGCGGGGUCUUACCGGUUCACGACGAGCCGCCUGGAGGGUUCCACGCCCACAAGCAGAGGGCGGCGCCGCCGCUCCCGGACAAGCCCAUCCCGGACAAGCCCCUACAGGAUGAGCCCCGGCCGCCGCCGACGGGUCACGGCGCCGGGACCUGGCGGCGGCCCGACCCCCGCGGCCGCCACGACCCCGGCCUGAAGCCCUACGGCUGCACCUUCUGCGGUAAGACUCUGGCCUGCCUGAAGAACCUGAAGACGCACAUGCGCGUCCACACGGGUGAGAAGCCCUUCGUCUGCCCGCUCUGCGGCAAGCGCUUUUCCGACUCCAGCAACCUGAAGCGCCACCAGAGCGUCCACACGGGCGAGAAGCGCUACGGCUGCGUCCACUGCGGCAAGCGCUUCGCCCAGUCCGGGUCGCUGAAGGUGCACAUGAGCGUUCACACAGACUGCAAGCAGUUCCGCUGCUCGCAAUGCGGCAAGACCUUCAUCUCGGGGGUGCACCUGCGCCGGCACCUGGCCGGGCACGCCGUCGCGCUGUCCUGACGCCCGUAGCCCCGCCCCCGCCGGCUCCUCUGACAUCAUCGUCUCAGACUUGUCCGUCAACCUGUUGCCGGUUCCUCCUGGUCCCGGGAGACCGGUUGGUCCUGCGGCAGGACGUCCCGAUUACCGGUAAAUGUUUGUAUGUAACCGAUUCUGAUGUGAAGCAAAAAUUAAUUAAUAAAUAAAUGAAUAAAUAA
This is a messenger RNA of Cololabis saira (Pacific saury), 1534 nucleotides long. RefSeq names its product zinc finger protein with KRAB and SCAN domains 1-like. Bases 63 to 1340 code for a protein of 425 amino acids. The record is from RefSeq and is a predicted model, not a curated record. The transcript has 4 exons. Lineage: Eukaryota; Metazoa; Chordata; Actinopteri; Beloniformes; Belonidae. Gene Ontology annotation, cellular component: nucleus.